This is a messenger RNA of Trichechus manatus latirostris (Florida manatee), 1042 nucleotides long. RefSeq names its product melanoma-associated antigen 10-like. The record is from RefSeq and is a predicted model, not a curated record. The annotation marks the transcript as partial. Gene Ontology annotation, biological process: negative regulation of transcription by RNA polymerase II. Gene Ontology annotation, cellular component: nucleus. Lineage: Eukaryota; Metazoa; Chordata; Mammalia; Sirenia; Trichechidae. The transcript has a single exon.
CUUGUGGCUGAGGAGGAGGCCUCCUCCUCCUCCACCUGCUCCUCCUCUUUCCCUUUGUCCUCUUCCUCCUCCUCCUGCUAUCCUCUGAUCCCGAGCACCCCGGAGGAGGUCUCUGCUACUGGGACACCCAGUACUUCCCAGAGUUCUCGGACAUCCAGCUCCCCCUCCGCUGCCAUGGCAGUCAGUCUGUCCAGCAACUCAGCUGAGGGCUCCAGCAGCCCAGAGGAGGAGGGUGCAAGCAUUUCACAGGCCCCACCAGACCCUGAGGCUUUGCUCAGAGAUGCGAUAGAUGAUAAGGUGGCCGAUUUGGUGCAGUUCCUGCUCUUUAAGUAUCAAACGAAGGAGCUCAUCACAGAGGCAGAAAUGCUGACCACGGUCAUCAAAGAGUACCAAGACCACUUCCCUGUGAUCUUCAGGGAAGCCUCGGAGUGCAUGCAGCUGGUCUUUGGCGUUGACAUGAAGGAAGUAGACCCCACCAACCACUCCUAUGUCCUCACCAACACACUGGGCCUCACGUACGAUGGGACGCUGAGUGGUGAUCAGGGCGUGCCCAAGACUGGCAUUCUGAUACUUAUUCUGAGCAUAAUCUUCCUGGAGGGCAACUGUGUCCCUGAGGAGAAGAUCUGGAAAGCUCUGAGUGUGAUAGGCGUAUAUGCCGGGAGGGAGCACUUCAUCUACGGGGAGCCCCAGAAGCUCAUCACCGAUGACUGGGUGCAGGAGAGGUACCUGGAGUACCGGCAGGUGCCCAACAGCGAUCCCACCCGCUAUGAAUUCCUGUGGGGCCCAAGGGCCCAUGCAGAAACCAGCAAGAUGAAAGUCCUAGAGUUUUUGGCCAACAUCAAUGGCAGUGACCCCAGAUCGUUCCCGUUAUGGUACGAGGAGGCUUUGAGAGAUGAGGAUGAGAGAGCCCAGGCCAGUGUUGUUGCCAUGGAUGCCACUAGUGCCACGGCCAGUGAAAGUGCCAGGGCCGUGGCCAGCAGCUUUUCCUGCCCCGAGUAAAGUCUCAGGCCAUCCCUUAGUCUGUGUUUGAAGAGGGCGGUCA